CCGACCCAUGUCGUGCAUGUCAAACUUCCUGCCUCGGCUCGGCUGUUGAUGGGGUAGACAUUCAAGUCAGGUCCCUCCAUCAAGACAACUCAAAACAAUAGCGAUCGGCCUCACAUGUGCGAACAUUGCCAUUUUUCCCACCUGGAUAUGGCACCGAGACUAUUGUUGUCCUUGAAAACACCAAGUUGAUGAAAGCCAUUCAUUACCAGCCUUUCUUGCAAACCACAGCCAGUCUCUCCCCAACCGAGAAGAUCCGAUGACGAGCUCAAACUCAACCUUCGCUCAGGCGCAAGCCCGCCUCGCCGCCCGCCGACAAGAGCGCGAAACCGAAGCCAGAGCCCGAGUCGCAGCGGCACAGUCCGCAUCUCGCUUGCGUACACAACUAGCCACAUCCUCAUCGCCGCUGCUGCGCGGUUUUGGCAGCUCGGCGCUCGCAUUCUGGGACGCUGCCACAUCUCGCGAAGGCACCAGGCCGGCUUUCCGCGUGGGCCAGGUCGACGCCGAGUUACUGGACGAAGAGCUCCUGGGCCAACUGCGUUCACAGGUCAGCGAGGGCCUGCGAUAUCUUGGCGGCGGCGGUGGUGGCAGCAGGUUGGGAGACGACUGGGCUCCCGAGAUACUGCUAGCCCUGCGCGCGGUGCUAUUUAAGCUUACGAUAUGGGACCACGACGCGACCUACGGCGCUGCGCUGCAGAACUUGAAGUACACAGACGCGAGGAAUACAGGCUCGGUUCCAGUGCCACCAUCCCGACUGCAAAAGGCCCUCUACGGCACUGUGACUGUUUGCGGCAAAUAUGUGUGGACUAAGUGGGAAGACUGGCUCAUCGAUCAAGACAACGGUGCUUACGACAGCCAGCAAGCAAGACCAGUUGUACAGCGGCUGUCUCGGUUGACAGAACUGGCUUCUAACAUACAUGCAGCGGGUGCCCUUGUGUCAUUCAUGGCUUUUCUUAUCAAUGGGCGAUAUCGGACGUUGCUGGAUAGAAUACUACGGAUGCGGCUUGCGCCACCUACAAGUCAGGUCAGCCGUGAGGUUUCGUUCGAAUAUCUCAACCGGCAACUAGUGUGGCACGCCUUUACCGAGUUUCUGCUAUUUGUCCUUCCCCUCGUCGGCAUAAAUCGGUGGCGCAAGUGGAUCACACGGACCUGGCGGCGCACCAAGGAUGCCAUCACCGCAGGCACAGGUGGCGAGGGCGAGGAAGGCGGCGAGAAGAAGGGCGAGUUUGCGUUCCUGCCAGAGCGCACGUGCGCCAUUUGCUACCAGGACCAGAACUCGGGUGCUAAUACCGAGGAAGAGAUACUUGCGGCAGCGGCAGCAUCAAGCGGCGUGAUCGGCUCCGCCCAAACAGACAUCACAAAUCCAUACGAGACACUACCAUGCGGUUGUAUAUACUGCUUCGUAUGCCUGGCCACGCGCCUGGAACGAGAGGAAGGUGACGGCUGGGUCUGUCUCCGAUGCGGAGAGAUUGUCAAAGAGUGCAAGCCCUGGAGUGGGGACGUGCUGGAGCCGAAAUCAUCAAACAAAAGAUCACCAGGUGCAAAGGCAGUUACCUUUGUAGACGAUGUGGUUGUGGUAGACGACAUGCCAAGAGACACAAUGUCUGUCUCUGACAAGGUUGAUGCGUCAGAAGAAACCGGACCAAGGAGUGGAGAGGAGGCCAGAUAUCGCGAAAGCGACAGCAGCUCGGAUGAUGGAGGCUCAGAGGCCUAUGAAGAGGAGGAAGAUGAGCUGGGCGAAGACUUGCGCCAGUAGAGUAUAUCAUUUUGGAGGCGUGGCCUGUUGAUCAUGAAACAAUGCGCCAUGAUAGAGACUACAAGCCUAGGUGGCAUGCAUUUGGAUGUCCUCUAUCUCUGAAGGCAUAAAGAUCGGGUAGACAACCAUAACCAGGAGGCCAAUGUCCAUGUAAUGUAUCAUAAGAUGUAACAAAAGACGCUCGGUUCCGCCAGGCGGGGGACCAAAGCAAGAUAAUUGAGUUUCACGAUCGAAGAUAUCCCCCACAUUUACUGUCAAGAACUUGAAGAAAAAAG
Molecule: messenger RNA, 2028 nt
Organism: Pyricularia oryzae 70-15
Lineage: Eukaryota; Fungi; Ascomycota; Sordariomycetes; Magnaporthales; Pyriculariaceae
Product: peroxisomal biogenesis factor 2
Exons: 1
Coding region: 257-1753 (498 amino acids)
Biological process (GO): protein import into peroxisome matrix
Cellular component (GO): peroxisomal membrane
Molecular function (GO): zinc ion binding
Source: RefSeq, a predicted model, not a curated record